AUGUCCACACAAUAUGCAAGCGAGCCGAAUCCCACGGCGUCGGCGACGCUUCACACCACCAUCGGUCCGAUCCAUAUCGCUUUAUUCGCCAAACAGGCGCCGCUCACGUGCAAGAACUUCCUCCAACACUGCAAAGAUAACUACUACGCCGGCACAAUCUUUCAUCGCAUUGUGCCCGACUUUGUAGUUCAAGGCGGUGAUCCGACGGGUACGGGAUCCGGAGGCACCUCUAUCUACGAGUAUCCCGAGUUCGAAUAUGAUCCCGAGGCGCGCGAUCCCAGUGAGCGCGUUGUGCUCCGCGAUGAAAUCCACAGUCGUCUGCGCUUCAAUCGGCGGGGCCAGGUGGGCAUGGCCAAGAGCGAGGAUGGGUCCUACGGAAGUCAGUUCUUCAUUACGCUGGGGAACACGGAGCGGGAGAUGAAUGGGCAGUGUACAUUGUUUGGACGACUGGAAGGUGACAGUAUCUUCAAUGUGUUGAAGAUUGCAGAGGCGGACCGCGUCGAGGGCACCGAGCGGCCACUAUAUCCGGUCAAGGUGAUCUCCUGCCAAGUGGGAGAACUGGGACCACUGGAAGGGAAAUUGAAAGACCGCAAGACGAUCUCGACGACCACCGGUGGCGCUGACGAUCAAGCCUCAAAGAAGAAGAACAAGAAGAAGAAGGCGACCAAGGUUCUGCUUAGUUUUGGCGAUGAUGAAGGGGAAGAGGGUAUGCCUAUACGACCGGCAAAGCCCAAAUUUAACACAAAAUUAGUCGCCGAUGUACCCGACGCAAUGAAGGAGACUGGCAUUGAAAAGACAUCACAAAUGAAAAGCACAGCAGAGCCAUCGUUGGCCGCGCGAAAACGACCUCGUUCCCCAUCCCCGAACCGUCCCUCCUCAUCCCCUCGCAAGCAGAGGAUCAAAACUCCCGAACCACAUAUGCAACUGCCCCUGCCCAACCCAGAGUCUCCCUCUCGUUCUCCAAGUCCGGUAUCUCCACCUCCCAAGGACGCACCCUCGAAACUCUCGCGGAUGGAGGCCGAAAUCGCAUCACUCAAGGCGUCCAUGCGACGAAACGUCGAGGUCGGUCCCGCAGACACUGGCCGCAAAAAGUCCGCUCUCGAGGCCAUGAUUCCCGAGACGGCGACUCGCGGCCGAAAACGACCAGCACCCGGCUCGACGAACGGCGCAGCUUCCGGUUCAGGCUCGAAAACGUCUGCCGAAAAGGCAGCACUUGACAUGUUUAAUGCGUUCAAGGCCAAACUUGAAGGAACGAUGGAUCCUACACCUUCAAUAUCACAUCGCCACGAAUCCAAAGAGAAUCACAAUUCUCACAAAGAAGAUACCCGAGAAGUUAAUGAGGACGACGACGACGAAGAAGCACAACUUUGCGAUCUACACUUCAUCGCCAAUUGUCAAUCGUGCAAAUCAUGGGAUGAUCCCGACGCUGAAGCAGACGAGAAGGACGAUAUACACGACCAGGGUUGGUUAAAUCAUACCCUUCGGUUUGGAAAGGACACGCUAGGAAAGGACUUGAAUUGGAAGAAAGAGCACCCGGACGAUGCAGAUUCCUUGAUGGUGAUCGAUCCACGGGAAAAAGAGAAGGAUCUAGGAGGGCCAAGCGGGCGAAAGAGAGGAUUACAACGGGAUCGGGAACGAGAGCGCAAGCGCGAGAGAGCUGGUGAACGAGAAUGGGAUCGUGCAGGAAAGUAG
This is a messenger RNA of Penicillium diatomitis, 1692 nucleotides long. RefSeq names its product putative peptidyl-prolyl cis-trans isomerase (gene cwc27). The transcript has a single exon. Gene Ontology annotation, biological process: protein peptidyl-prolyl isomerization; protein folding. Lineage: Eukaryota; Fungi; Ascomycota; Eurotiomycetes; Eurotiales; Aspergillaceae. Bases 1 to 1692 code for a protein of 563 amino acids. The record is from RefSeq and is a predicted model, not a curated record. Gene Ontology annotation, molecular function: peptidyl-prolyl cis-trans isomerase activity. Gene Ontology annotation, cellular component: catalytic step 2 spliceosome.